UUAUUUUUGUAGCGGGAUGCGUAGAAACGAUAUUUUGUUUAUCAAUAAAUAAAAAAAUUAAUUUAUUGAUAUCACUUGUGAUUUUAUAUACUAAUAAAUUCGUUACAAUUAUUAUUAUCGCCAAUCGCUUCGGUAAAUUAAAAAUGAACUACUGUUGCCAUAAAUUACGUAUAUACCCAUAUAUACAUGUGAAUAAAGUAGGUUAGGUAUACCUAUUUAAUUUGAUCUCAAAAUGGAACGGUCCAUCAAGAUCAGAAGGUUAUGAUAAACAAAGCGAUAUACCCCUUGACAUUUAUAACAUAAAAAUAAAAUAAUAAUGGAAAUAUAAAAAUAAGAGUAAUGCUCAUCUAUACGAAGACAAUAUUUAAUCAAACUAAGUAAAUACCAAUCGUUGGUUUCGCAAAGAUAAACCGAAUUUAUUACCACAAUUUAUUAACGGAGAGGUAAGAUAUAACAUUAUUAUAGCUUAUAAAAGUUGAAGAUCAUCUGCAGAAAAAAGUGAGUUAACCCCGUGCGCUUGUCCUCAAUAUAUAAUACGCAAAAUUGCGCAUGUGCCAUCCAUUGCGUAAGAAAUUCUUACUAAGAAUCCUUCAAUCGACGCGCGGCAUAUACACCGACGAGAUCGAAAAACACGAGGAUUGCUAUGACUGCAUCAGUAUGUGAAGAUGCAACACGAGACGUCGUUUGUUGAAAUCAGUCUUGUCAGUGCUUCUCAACGUGCCUGAACUACUUAUACUUCUGAUGAUGAAUCCACGAUUAAUUUGGCCGUUUUAUCGUUCAUGAAUGAAUCGAUAGAAGAUUGGAAGUUAUUGAUUAUAUCGCGAUUGCUAAAUUUCCUGAUCGUCGCUUCUGCAGCUGAGAUUGGGUUUAGAACGACGUCUUCUUUUCCAUGAAAUCCUGGCAGGCAGUCGUUUUAAUACCUUGAUAAAAUGCUCACACAGGUGAUUUUGUAAAUCAAUUACGUAAAUGGUGCUCGAAGUGAUUAUUGUUCUCAGUAUAAAAGGUCUCCAUCAUCAUUUGCUUCGACUGUUAUCAAGACAUAGUUGACAGCAGACAGUCGUUACCAAAGGAGAGCAAUUAUGAAAUGGUCAACUAUUUCACUGAUCCUUUGCAUUUUUGGGUUUUUGAAGGAAUUCAGACCUAAUGAGCCAUUUGUUACAAACUAUUUGAGAGGACCAUGGAAAAAUUUCACAGAAGCUGAAGUAAACCAAGAAAUUUAUCCUGUUGGUACAUAUUCCUAUUUUUCAGCAUUGAUAAUAGUAUUUUUGGUAACAGAUUUUAUUCGUUAUAAACCUGCCAUAAUACUAUGUGGCCUAUCAGGAGCAGCCACAUUUUUAACAAUAAGGUUCGGAACAACGAUCGCUCACAUGCAAAUUGUUGAAUUUCUUUAUGGGCUGCUGCUAUCCACUGAAGUGGCAUAUUACACCUAUAUCUAUGCCAAAGUUGAUAAGCAGCAUUAUCAAAAGGUAACAAGUCACACUAGGGGGGCAUUUCUUCUCGGUCGAUUCAGCGCCGGCUUAGUAGCCCAACUUACAACAUCUUUUAAUGUUCUGGACUACGAGCAGUUGAAUUACUUAACAAUUGCAUCACUUGGAAUAGCUGCUAUUUGGGCAUGUUUUUUGCCACCAGUCAAACAGUCAAUAUACUUUAAUCGAUUGGAACCUAUCACUACUGAUAUCUCCACUUCACUAGAAAGUCAAGGAAGCAAUAAUACAUUAUCUACCUCAUCGCGCAAACUAUCCAAUGCAGGAACAAUUGGUUUUUUUGUCAAAGUGAGACAUGCGUACUAUCUUCUUUGGGAAGAUUUUAAAAAAGCAUACACCAACAAACAUGUUGUUAAAUGGUCUCUUUGGUGGGCAUUUGCGACUUGUGGUUAUUUGCAAGUUAUAAGUUACAUACAAUUGUUGUGGGAAGAUGCCUCAAAAUCUGGAAGAAAAGAUGGAAGUGAUGAAUAUAGUUAUACAAUUUAUAACGGUGCUGUUGAAGCUGCAUAUACAAUAAUAAGUGCCAUAGUUGUAUUUUUUGUUGGCAAUUUGCAUUUUAAUUGGCCGUUAGUUGGCGAAGCCAUAUUGUCCAUAUUUUCAAUUUUUGAAGGUUUUUUAUUACUUUUAUCAUACAUCAGUUAUAACAUAUGGGUUUUGUAUGUUGCCUAUAUGGCCUUUGGAGUCAUUUACCAUUCAAUCAUCACAAUAGCUAGUUUUGAAGUUGCUAAACAUUUAUCAGAAGACAGUUAUGGCCUCAUAUUUGGAGUAAACACAUUUUUAGCAUUGUUGUUACAGUCUUUACUGACAUUCAUUGUUAUAGACAAAAAUACACUUAAUUUAGAUAUAAGAAAUCAGUACCUGGUUUAUGGUGGGUAUUUUAUAGUGCUGGGCAUUGUUUUUAUGAUAAUGAAUGCUUUUACACUCAUCUACUACUGUAAGAAUGGAAAACCAUUGAAAAUAUGGUUGAAAAAUGGUGAUUCCAAUUCUGAGUCUCAAGAUAAAGUCAAUGACUCUGACUGAAGCACUACAUUGUCUCAAAGGAAACGCAGCAAAGCGCUAGCAUCGUUGGAUGUCGUAGAGGAAUAUAUGCGUUGUUGUAUUGUGCUAAUAAUGUAACGUGAAUGUUAGGAGAACAUUAUAUGUUUGUCUCGACCUGCUAACGUUCGAACAGAAUAUUUUGAUUUUUUUAUAGUUUUUUUUACAGCGACCACAAAAAUAAAAAAAAUCAUCAGAUUUUAUAUUUUUUUAUACUUUACGAUUUUUAUUUUUGAGGUCGUUAGUUGCCGGUUUAUAUGUAUGAGUGUCUAUAAAUUGUUGCACAAUUUAUAAAUAAAUCAUACUUCCAUAAAUAAUAAUUCAGGGAUUUUCAGGAUUGUUGUUGAAAACUCAAGUUUAGAAUUGUCAAAUUUAAAUAAAAGGUACAAAGAUGUUUUCCAUGUAACAAUAAUAUAAUGGCCUUUAGAGUUUAUAAUUAUUAAGUGCCAUAUUUUAGCUAGUUAAUAUUCAAUUUGAAUUUUAUAAUUCUAAACUUGAUCGAAAUUUAUAAGAUCCGUAAAAGUCAUCUUUAUUCGUACAUUACUUUUGUGAACUGUUUUAAACGUUAAAGGUUGAAAUAUUACGUGAUAGACGAAUUGACUGUUCCUGAUAUUAGAAUUAUAUUAGUUAUAGUAGAGAAAAAGAUUGUAUAUUUGUUACUUGUUUUAUAGAUGUGAUAUACAUGUUUAGAACAAAAAGGCCACAAAACAACUAUAAUUUAAAAAAGGCGUAUAUAUUAUACAUGGUUAUAUUGUGAUAAACUAUUUUAUGGGAUGUAUAAAAACUGUUUGAAAAAUAAAAUGUUAAAAUAUCGAA
Messenger RNA from Nasonia vitripennis (jewel wasp), 3335 nucleotides. Its product is annotated as thiamine transporter 2-like. Lineage: Eukaryota; Metazoa; Arthropoda; Insecta; Hymenoptera; Pteromalidae. The coding region runs from base 1080 to 2504 and encodes 474 amino acids. Gene Ontology annotation, molecular function: vitamin transmembrane transporter activity. Gene Ontology annotation, biological process: vitamin transport; transmembrane transport. The transcript is spliced from 6 exons. Gene Ontology annotation, cellular component: plasma membrane. The record is from RefSeq and is a predicted model, not a curated record.